CUCUCUCCCUCUUCCCUGUCUGUCUCAUGACUCUUCCCAUCACUUUCCUCCCGCGUCUUCAAUUAUUAUUCAUACAGCUAACACCUCUUUUAUUAGCUUAACAUUUCAUACCCAGUAUAUCCACGCAAACUUUGAGAACCCUUCCUAAAUUAAGACUAAAACAAGAUGCUGUUGAACAAACUUGUCUUUUGUAUCUUAUUCCUCUCUGUUGCAACUUUUUCAUCAGUGAAAUCUCAAGGUUUCGUCUGUAAAUCCACUACAAUUUCCAAAUGUAAAUCUGUAGCUGGUUAUGUAGCACCAAACGCUACAACUCUUGCAAACAUCACAACUCUUUUCGGAAUAACAGACUUCAAUUCGCUCCUCGGAGCUAACAAUUUACCAAUAGACACACCACAGAGCAAAUCAGUGGCUGCUAAUGAGACUAUUAAAAUCCCCUUCACCUGUUCGUGUAGUAACGGAACAGGAAUCUCUGAUAGAAGUCCGAUGUAUACAGUGAAAGCAGGGGAUGGUUUAGAUCACAUCGCAAGGAAUGUUUUUUCAUUGUUAGUCACACAUCAAGAAAUCGCCGCCGUGAAUAAUAUUAGUGAUCCUAAUAAGAUCGAAGUUGGGCAGUCAUUGCGGAUCCCUCUUCCUUGUAGCUGUGAUGAUGUGGAUGAAAUUCAAGUCGUUCAUUAUGCGCACUUGGUGCCUCCUAAUGGAACUUUAGAGAUGAUUGUCGAUGAGUUUGGAGCCACAGAAGAGAGUUUAUUGAAACUUAAUAACCUUACUGAUGCCAAAGAACUUAAAGCGGAAUCAGUUCUUGAUGUUCCAUUAAGAGCUUGUACGUCUAUGGUCAGCAAUGCUUCUUCGGAUUAUCCCUUGCUUCUCUCCGAUGGGACUUACACUUACACAGCCAACAAUUGUAUCAAGUGCACGUUGACUUAAACAACCAGAAUUGGAACUUAUUCCCGAAACCCGACGUUUAGACGUUGUAUUGUGAAACAUCAUCUCCCGAAGAGGUCAAAGUUGAGAAUUGGCAACAAUGUCCUUCGUCCCAGUGCACGAAUGUAUAUGGUACUCCACUGGGGAAACAAUUUAUUGAAGGAGGGGAACAAGCAUGCCCAAAGUAUUGUGCUUACACUGGAUAUAACAAUCAGUCUCGAAGUAUCUCUACGACCGUUGCAACUGCAUCCGCCUGUACCGGUGAAUAGUGAUUACCACGUUGUUGUUUUUAUUUAUUUAUAUAGAUAUUUAUUCUAGCACUUGCAUUUCCCAAGGUUAUUUCAUCAGGCUUUUCUGAUAUUUUUAAUUUACCAGUAUCACCAUGGAUGCCAUCUGGAUCGUCAAAGAUGAGUUUGCAGCACUGGAAUUUCUCGUGGCUCACGAUGAACCUUGGCUUACUACUUUACAAUGCCCUUAUAUAGAUCUCAUGUUUGAGACAAAAUAAAUAAUCCAAUGGAAAGCAAUGUUGCAGUUCAAUUUUUUACGGUUUUAUAGCUUAUGAUUCGUUAAAUUUAUUGAUUUAUCUAGAUUGGAUAAAAAUAAUAAUCAAAUUUUUAUGCAUUUGUUUUUGAA
Messenger RNA from Papaver somniferum (opium poppy), 1554 nucleotides. Its product is annotated as lysM domain-containing GPI-anchored protein 2-like. NCBI's taxonomy places the organism in Eukaryota, Viridiplantae, Streptophyta, Magnoliopsida, Ranunculales, Papaveraceae. The coding region runs from base 166 to 924 and encodes 252 amino acids. The record is from RefSeq and is a predicted model, not a curated record. The transcript has 3 exons.